AUCGCCUGUCGUGUGGUUCAAAUCGUUUUCCAACCUUCGAAAAAUUAAAAGUUUAAUUAUUUUCAAAAAAUACUUAAUUAAUUGUGAACUAUUAUUGUGAAUUGUGUUUAAAAAAUGAGAAAAAAUGCUCUUAAAGCUACUUAAACUUCCAUUUGUGUUGGUGUUGUGCUUGCAAAUAGUAUCCGUGAAAGGAUCUAGGUAUAAUGUGGAGCAGCGUGCCCAGCUUGUGAGACAGUCGAACGAUAACCUGCUCCUCGAGGCAGCAAAGGAUCAGAAUGUGACCCUGCGAUUGAUGGGCGAGUCGGCCACCGUGACGAUCAACGAUGUGGACCUGCUGAAGUUUCUCCGACGCCGCCAACGGAUCAUAGCCGAUCGCCAGGCAUUAGCUCGAAGGGAACCCCUCUCGAUAGACGCCUUCAGGGAUCAGAUUCGGGAUACGGAGCGCAAAAUGAAACAGAUACAGCAAAGGGUCCUAAAUGCGAAAAACUCCACGCGAAGGGGUAGACUCAAUCAACGCAUCCUGCGCCGCCAACUGCAACGUGUGGAACUCGUCUCUAAAUUAUUGGACACCCUCUAUCGGAAUCUGUACAUGGACGAGUGCGUUUCCAGUCCGUGCCAGAACGGCGGAACCUGCCACGACGCCUACAACGGCUUCCAGUGCGAGUGUACAUCCAGUUGGCAAGGGGAUACUUGCACGGAGGAUGUUAAUGAGUGCGCCACCUUGGCAGGAACGGAUCUGGCCGGCUGUCUAAACAAUGGCCAGUGCAUAAACACUCCCGGCAGCUAUCGAUGCGUUUGUCGAAAUGGUUUCUCUGGCAGCCACUGCCGCCUCCGGAGCAAUUCCUGCAUUGGCAGUGGAUCACGGGAACUCUGCGGCGAGCACGGCACCUGCAUCCAAGCGGGCAAUUCCGUCGGCUAUGUGUGCAUCUGCGAUCAGGGAUGGACGUGGGCAGAUGCCAACAUGACCUCCGCCAGUCCCAGUGCCUGCACCCGGGAUGUGGACGAGUGCGAGCCGCGCGUGAAUCCCUGCCACGAUGUGUGCAUCAAUCUGCCGGGCAGCUUUCGCUGCGGACCCUGUCCUCCGGGAUACACUGGCGAUGGCCGCUUCUGUCGGGACAUAGACGAAUGUGCCGGCGAGGACAACGGCGGCUGUAGCCUGCAGCCGAGGGUGGCUUGCACCAACACGGAGGGAUCGCAUCGCUGUGGCCGCUGUCCACCGGGUUGGACUGGCGACGGACGCACAUGCAAGGCCGCCGACUCCAAUUCCUGUAACGACGAGAGUAUCUGCCAUCCGCUGGCCAAGUGCGAGUACCUCUCCGACACGGUGGUGUGCACCUGUCCGCUGGGCAGCUUUGGACAUGGCUACGGCGCCGAUGGUUGCACCACGGACUCCAACCGGCUGCCCUGCGAACAGCAUCCCUGCCAGAACAAUGGUACCUGCGUGCAGAAUGGUAGGGGAACCACCUGCAUAUGUCAGCCUGGUUAUCUGGGCGCUGUGUGCAACUCGUCGGAUGCCUGUCAUCCAAGUCCCUGCCUAAAUGGCGGAACCUGUCGGCUGUUGCCGAAUAAUAAGUACCAGUGCUCCUGCAGACAAGGCUACACCGGCACCUCCUGCUCCCAUCGGCGAUUCUUUUGUGGAGCAACAAUCCGCGGGCCUUCAGGCCAACUUCAUUACCCACCCAUAGCCGAUGAACACUAUCAGGCGAAUGAGCGCUGUCCGUUUAUCAUACGCACAUUACAGAAUAUGGUGCUAAAUGUGACCUUCACCAAGUUUAAUCUGCAGGACAGCACCGACUGCAGCGACGACUUCUUGCAGCUCAACGAUGGCCAAUCCCUAGCAUCGCGCAUAAUUGGCCGGUUCUGUGGCUCACGUUUGCCCCUACAAAACGGUAGUGUGAUUUCCAGCCAGGAGCAGGUCUUUUUCUGGUUCCGAUCCGACAACGAGACGCAGGGAGAAGGAUUCGAGCUGACAUGGAACUCUUUGCCGUUCGCCUGCGGCGAAACCAUUAACCUUACAAUGACGCAGACUGGCGUUGUGCGAUCUCCGGGCUAUCCUGGCCAGGCCCGACCGGGACUCGACUGUCGCUGGCAACUGACGGCGCCCUUUGGCAGACGGUUGCUCCUUCGCUUCUACGAGAUAUCGCUGGGUAGCACCGAAACAGCCGCCGUGAACUGCAGCCAGGACUCCCUCAUUGUCUACGACUCAGAUCGCCAGCUGCUCCGGGCAUGCCAAUCACUCCAGCCGUCGCCGUUGUACAGCUCUUCAAAUAGCUUGCGCAUGGACUUCCACACGGAUGCAGUUAGAGCGGAUAGCUCCUUCCAGAUGCACUACGAGGUGGUGCCGGCCCAGCCGGGAUGCGGAGGCGUCUACACGGAGUCGCGAGGCCGCAUUAGUGGCUACAUGAAUGCCGAGGUCUGUCUCUAUCUGAUAGAACAGCCCCAGGAAACUCAAGUAAAGUUGGUGUUCGAUCAGGUAAAUCUAAUACAGUCCGAGAAUUGUAGCAUGCAGAAGAUCGAGAUCUUUGACGGAAGAACGCCGGAUUCGCCACUUAUGCAACGCUUUUGUGGUCGACCGGAAGUCAGUGAACUGAAACCGCUGAUUUCCUCAAGUAAUGUGAUCCUAGUGCGCUAUGAAUACCCACUUAAUGGCAUAAAGCUGGAAAAAAGCUUCGAUUUCAGUUAUUCCAGAGUGUGCACUGGCAGCUUUGGAGGCAUGGGUGGCAUCAUCAGUACCCCAAAUUACCCGCACUCGUAUCUCGACGAUAUGACCUGCACUUACAACUUGACUGGGCCGAUUAAUAGGUUGGCUCAUAUCACAAUCACAGACCUAUCUCUGGGCACUGUCAAUAAUGAAAAUGAAACAACUUAUUUGGAUGUAUAUUUAUCGCAUGAUGAAAAGCGUCAUAUUAUAAAGUCAGCGCAGAACCUUACCCUAAUCGCACAUUCAAAUCGGGCUAGUCUGGUCUUCCACGGAUCAGGUAGUGGUCGUGGAAUGCGAAUGGAAUACCACUAUAUGAAUAGGUAUUGUGGUGGGUUUCUCGACAAACCUGGAAAGAAAAUAUACCAACCUGUACCCACAUCUUGUCAGUGGAUUAUUGAUAUUCCAGGAAAAAAACGAAUCAUAAUUAAGUCUUUCAUCUACGAAUCAAACAUAUUCGUAUAUGACAAUAGCACAGUCCCAGGAACUUUGUUAGCGACUAAUUCGAAGGUCGUGGAUGAUGUGUUCGAUGGAGAUCUUUUGACAAUAAACAUUUCAAAUGAAAAAAGAAGGGGGAGGUCCGACUUAUGUUCGAUUUUGUUUGAAAUGGUUGAACAAGAUAGUUGUGGAGGAACGUUCACAGGACGCAAUGGCUACAUAAAAUCACCGAAUUGGCCAAAGGCUUAUGGAAACUCCGAGGAAUGUGAGUGGAUCUUACGAGCACCGCUUGGCCACCGCCUCGAAUUGGUGGUGAAAAACUUUACGCUAGAAAAAGGAAUGGAUGGAUGCAUGAACGACUGGCUGGAGAUCAGAAAUGGGGACUCUGAAUCGUCUCCACUAAUUGGACGAUAUUGUAGUACUGAUAUUCCAAGUCGGCUACCCUCGUUUGGAAAUGCAAUGCAUCUGAAAUUCCGUUCCGAUGGGUCCAUACAGUACAAGGGAUUCCUUCUAAACUGGCAGCAAACUGGAGUCGGAUGUGGCGGCAAACUAAGCUCAUCCACGGGGAGCAUCCAUUCGCCGCAUUUAUUGGAGGGAAAUCGUGGUGUUCUGAGCUGCGACUGGCAGAUUGUCGUCGCCGAGGGAUCCAGGGUAGACCUGCAGCUUGAGAGCAGGGACGAGCGUCUUUGCAUCGGUCACCUGGCCAUAUACGAUGGCCCCACUAUCCUCAGCAAUAAAUUGGUAAUUCGCUGCAACGGAACGACUGCCCAACCGCUACAGUCCACCGGAAAUCGCGUCCUAGUCCGUUACGAUGUGAGCCAUGAGUCACCGGAUGGCACCGGAUUCGUGCUAAACUACCAAACGAAUUGUCGAGUUCGACUCGAAGACCUGCAGGGGGCCAUCGAAUCGCCCAACUUCCCGGAGAAUUAUCCACCAAAUCUAGACUGCGAAUGGGAUAUUCGUGCUGGCGGAGGAAAGAAUCAAUUGCAGAUUGUAUUUUCACACCUUCAACUCGAGUCCUUUGCUUCUCUCUGCCUACAUGACAAAGUGACGUUUACAGACAUGUGGGACAACAAUGUUAUAAAAAUUAAAAAUUAUUGCCGUCUCAAUGGCAUAGCCCCCAUCACUACUGCUGGCAAUCGGUUGCUUGUGCGCUUCCAAAGCGAUUUCUCAUUUGCGGAGCAAGGCUUCCGGAUCGAGUACAAGCGUAUAGGGUGUGGAGAGCAUUUCCACGCAGCCCUAGGAUCGUUUGAAUCACCGAAAGCUCCCUUUAGCGUGGACAUGGACUGCGUUUGGACCAUCACAGCAUUGGAGGAAUCACAAAUCGUGCUCUUGCUGCGUCAUGUCCACUUCGAGGGUGCACAGGGCGACUGUAGCGAGGCGGACUCUAAGCUGUCCGUUUCGGCACCGAAUGGUUUCAAUUCCUCCGUGAUGCUCUAUCAGACCUGCCGCGAUCAGACGGAGGAGCAAACCUUAAUAUCUCCGGGUAAUGAGUUAAAAGUUCGCUUUGCUAGCAGCUCUGCGCCAGGUAGGAAAUACUUCGCGGCCAGCUUUUCUCAGAGGACAGCCAGAUGUGGAGGUUACAUUAGCGCCAGCAGCGGAAUGCUAGCCACUCCUGGCUUUCAUAAUCAGCAGGACAGCAGCAACGUCGCCAAUUACUCAUCAAGCGUGGAGUGCUUAUGGACUGUGGAGGUAACGAAAAGCUAUGGUAUGAUCCUACGUUUUGAGCAGUUCAACCUCACAAGUUCGGACAACUGCUCGCUCAGUUCUGUGGAACUCAUUAAGCUCAGGUCGGACGACAAGGAGCAAAUUCUGGAAAAAGCCUGCGAUGACGUGUCACCCAUGAUCCGAAGAUUUUUCGGACAGAAGCUGCGUGUCCGGUUUAAAGCCGAAGCCGGAACUUGGGGACGGUUUGCCAUGCAUUUUGAGCGCAUGUGUGGUGGGCCGCUCAGAACCGGGGAAGGCUAUUUGCAAUCUCGGCUAGACGAGGACUGCGAAUGGCUUGUUUCCUCACCGGAGGGCAGCAAACUUAGCCUAAGUAUCAAUCAACUGGAAUGCCCGAAAUGUGCCGUAGCCUCGAGCAAUUGCCCGGUUCUUCAACUGAUCAACGACGAUGAUGAGGACGUGCUCUACGAAUUGUGCCGCGAUCACCCUGCCAAUUUAAUUGUGCCCGCCAACAAUGUGCGCAUCGUGACCAUAGGAAUUAGGCUGCAGGCGCAGUACAGCACUUUUGAGAAUUCGUGCGGCGGAAACAUCACAUCCGCCCGCGGAAGCCUCAGUUCGCCCAACUACCCGGAUAGUUAUCCGUCCAACAUUGAGUGCGUUUGGUCCAUCGAGGCGCGACCGGGAAAUGCUCUGGAAAUCAACUUCGAGGCCAUGGAUAUUGUCCGCUCCGAGCAUUGCAACGAGGACUUCCUGGAGCUGCGCUCUGGCGUUCAGGGUCAGCUCCUGGGCCUGUACUGCGAUAGGAAAUUGCCGGAGAGUCCCUUGGUGGUAAAUACCGAUCUUUGGAUUAAAUUCCGCAGCUCACCAGGCAACACCGCUGGAGGUUUCCGUUUACGCUGGAGUUACGUGCACAACAUCGAAAUUACAAUGAGCACCAAUGGAACAAUUGAACCGCCUCCACCGCUUUUGGUUAAAGGCGAGGAUCAGCCCUUCACCUGGCGCAUUUUCACAGAGCGCAACAAGGUGUUGGUCUUGUUGUUUGAGGAAUACAUUUCCGGUCUUUCGCUCUUCGAUGGCUAUGAUGAUAGUGCCUUAGAGGUCAACAUUGCAGCCUGUCCUUGGACAUUCACCUCCAGCAGCAAUGUGGUAUACUUGAAGACGAUUAAUGCGGAAAUUAGCGAGUUUCGUUUAAAGUGGCACGUGCUCGGUUCCCAUCUAGUAAAUGGUAACCUCUCCCUGACCUCCAAGGAGUGUACGCAGGAGCUGAUAGCAUCCUCUAAACCGAUUGAAUUAUUUUCGCCGGGAUAUCCACAUGGCUACGCACCCAAUCUGAAAUGCGAAUGGACCAUACGGCCAGAGGACCCUUCACAACACAUCCUCGCCUAUUCAUACGAAGCCGAUCUGGAGGUCUUUAACGAAUGCUUCGCCGAUUAUCUUAAAAUUCAGAGUUCGCCUGACCUCAACCACUGGACUGAUGAGGUCCGUGUUUGCAAAAAACCUGAAUCCAAGGGAGCGAUUACCCCAGUUCACGGCACGCCAAAUCUGCGAUUACAAUUCCACAGUGAUGUAUCCAUUAAUGGUACUGGUUUUAAAGCAAGCCUCCGAACUGCCUGUGGCUCUAAUAUGACAGACAUUGUGGGUACCAUUUCAGUGCCCUAUGAGGAUACAGGUGAAUGCGCUUGGCACAUCGAUGUGCGGCCAGGUCGAAAAAUAGACAUCACGAUUAGAUAUAAUUUCAUGACAUCUCCCGAUGACUGUGAGGUGUAUGGCCUUAUAUACGAUGGAUUAGAUGACCAUGCGCCCUUGCUAAAGCAUAGCAAAUUCUGUGCCAAGGAUGGCUUUAGAAUAACAUCAUUUCGGACGAGCAGCUCGCAUGCCUACAUCAAAUUCCAUCUCGGCAGACAAAACAAAUUAAUAAGGCCUUGGACUCUCACAUACCGAGAGUUUAAUGAAUGUAAUGGAGAGAUUAAGUUGACCCAGCAGGCCCCCAACUUUGUGGUCAUGUCACCAGGAUAUCCCAAUUUACCCCAACCGCAUUCGGAAUGCACGUGGUUAGUUAUGGCGCCGGCGGGGGAGACCAUCGCGGCCAACUUUGAUGAGCCAUUCGAAAUAAGUGCUCGGCACUGCGACAAGGAGAAUGUGGAGUUGUUUGACGGCUCCACCAAGCUGGCCCCCAGCUUGAUUCGCACCUGCCGGAAGCCACAGGCCACGGUGCGCAGUACUGGAAACCUGAUUCUGGUCCACUACCAAUCGCAGCUUAAUGAACCCAGUGGAGGUUUCCGGCUCAACUUGUCAGUGAGCACAUGUGGUGGCCAGUUCACGGGGUCAAAUGGGUUCCUCACCUCGGAGAACUAUCCGAGUCUGGGUGGAUAUACGAAGCCAUCGUUGUGUGUGUACAGCAUUCGGUUUCGCAAGGACACGUUCAUCCAGUUAAACAUCACGGAUCUGCACCUGCCGUUUGAUCCAAAUGGAACAUCCUCAAAUGACACCAGCGAUCGCCUGGAAAUCGUUGACUUGGCGGACCCAACUAAGGUACUAUAUGUCCUGGACGGAAGUACAAUCACGCCCAAUCUCGUCACCCUGAGCACAAACGCUGCCGCCAUUCGAUUUGUCGCAAUCACAAAUGUUAACAACUAUAGGGGCUUCAAGUUACAGUAUAAGCGCGUCCUUGGAACGUGCUCGCAGGAUAUAAAUGGUGUUGCAGGGGACAUUGUGAUCCCGCCUUUGUCACCGACAACCUGGCUGAGAUUCUGUCGCUUGACCAUCAAUGUGCCCAAGGGACAGAGGGUGCGGCUGAAUCUUCUUAAUUUAGCUGAUAUUCGCGUUGUCACUCCAAGUAGUGAUAGCCGAUUUUUAAUUCGCCAACACUCAACAAAUUUAAAGCACUUCGCCUUCUACAACGACCCAAACUCACUUUCCAAGAUCACUGAAUUCCGGGUCAAUAACUACAACGGCAGUGGAAUAAUCGAGUCAACAGACAAUUUUAUGCUCGUCGUUAUAAUGACACAUCAGUUGGAUUUGAGCAGCACUGCGCUAAAAUUCCACUACAGCUCCAGCGAACCAACAGUCUGUCCGCCUGAAAUUGGAGACCAGUCAGCGGGAUCGCUUUCCAUCCAGACGCUCCUCCAGCUGCCCAACUACUAUUGCAUCAUUAAGUUUUCGGGUGCUGCAGGUACAACGAUCACUUUUAAGGUCGAGGAGUACCUGUUCCAGACAGUUGGCGGUCCAGCAGUUUUGUUUUACGAUGAGGUUCAGCGUCAUCCGUUCAAGUCAAUGUACGCCAAUGUCACCAAUAGCUUUGUAUCUUUGGCCACCACGGGUGGACAUGUGACGCUUUUGAAUACCGCAAGCGUUAAGUUGCGCCGCUUCCGAGCCACUUAUCGACGUCACAGCUGCGGCGGACGACUACAGGCGGCUGAGGGACUUAUCAUUCAGUCUCCUGGGCUCCUGAAUACCCUUGGUGAAGAAUAUGGUGAACUUGAGUGCCUCUGGACGCUAAGCAACAGUGAUGGCUAUGUGCUGGAGGGAAUUGCAAACCUUACCGACCGUUGCGAUCGGGAAUACAUUGUGAUCUUUAGCGGGCAGACGGAAAUUAGUCGAAUUUGUCGAGGCAUGACCGUAAAUAGCACGAUUCUACAGAGUCCUACCUUCAAUAUUCUCUUUCAUUCGGAUACCCGACUUAUCCGAAGUAGUCAGUUCAGACUGCAAAUUCGGCGGUCCAUGUCCGUCGGCAAUGUGGUGCGCCUUGAACAGGCACCAUCGCCACCGGUGACGAUAACGAGCAAGGAUUACUUGAAGAACACGGAGCGCAUAUGGGAGUUUGUCACCAAAACUGGGCUAUCUUUGAAGUUACAUUUUCAGGAUCGUUUCUUCAUCGUGAUGUCCCCCAACUGUACAAACGAUCGGUUGACUAUAGAGCGUUACGAUCAAUCGGCUGGAGCGUUUGUUGAGGUGACCAGCCUCUGUGGCAGGGAAACGCCGGUCGCAAUUCUAGUGCCAUCUUCCCGGAUCCGAGUGAUAUUCCGCACGAAUUCUAAUAUGACGGGCGACGGUUUUAGUUUCCAAGUCUUCCCCAGCUGCGACGCCGUACUGCAGGCCACAGCAGAUGUCCAGACCCUCGACACUCCCCCAUGGAGGGGCUACCGCUGGCAGCAGUUUAACUGCAGCUACGUAUUCCUCGCAAGCAACGAACACCAACUAGUGGUCAGUGUAAAAAACCGAGGAAUGCCAUUGACGUCACUUGGCUGCAGCAAAUCCUACUUCGAGGGUUAUCGUCUGGGCACUGAAAAUCAGGAAACAAGUUUGGGCAAGCUCUGUCCCGAAUUCGAGGUGAAUGGUUAUGGAAAACUUCGCCUGCAGUAUCUUACCUCAGUGACUCGUAUGUUUGAGCUGCAAUACCAUUUAAUUCGAUGCGGCGGCGACCACAACGCAUCCUUUACCCUUCGUCCGCCGCAGGAUGAAGAGAACGGUGUAUACGCCCACAACAAGAUGUGCGAAUGGAGGGUCUUCGCACCUCCGCAGCACGCCAUUGUCAUAGAGUUUAAGUACUUUGAUAUGGAAAAAAGCACGAACUGCCUUUUCGACAGUCUGGCCAUUUACCGAGGCAAAAUUGCCGACUUGGAGCAGAGGAUAGUGCAACUAUGCGGCAAUCAGACAAAUCCUCCAACCAUCAUGGUGGACAGCAACGAGGCACUGAUUGCCCUAUCCACGGACAGUUCCAUCAAUAGCCGGGGCUUCCUGGCCAGCGUGCGCUUCACGCCCAACUGCAAUGAGCACUUGAUCCUGGACUCGGAAGUGCCACGUAUGAAUUUGAUGCGGUCGUACAGAAUCAAUGUCACCAACCCGCUGUUAUGCUACUUCCGAGCUCUUGUCACUCCGGAUUACCGACUUUCCUUGGAGGUGCGAAAGCUGAAACUGAACGAUCCUAGCUGCUUGACCUGCAGCUACCUAGAGAUCUAUGAUGGCCCACAAAAAGACGGCCAAAAGCUGGGGAGAUACUAUGGAGCGGGCGCGAACAGGACCAAGGUGUUCAGUUCCUACUUGGGCAUGGAGAUCAAGCUGAGCGCCACAACCAGGCAGGAUAUGAACAUCAGCUUCGAGCUGAUCUUGCAACUGCAACGUACUUUAUGUGGGAAAACGGAGUACGACAUGCGGUUAAAUGAGACCAUUAAACUAGGAAUACAGUACGACAAUAGCACAAGUAGCUACGAGGGAAGUAUCCAAUGUACUUGGAUAAUUAAAAAUGAAGGAGAUUUGGAAUUUGAUUUCCAAAAGCUACGCCUUAAGGAUAUAUCCCAGCGUUCUGGGAAAUGCGAGGACUAUUUGAAACUGUCCAAGCCUUAUUUCACCAGAUCCUUUUGCGGACAACACGAGAAAAGCUUCAAAUUGAUUGAAGAAGUCGGUGAAUCUGGCAUGCAACUCACCUUCCACAGCGACAAACUCGAGGAAUCCCAAGGGUUUGAAGUUAUCAUCCGACGAAAGCCAAAUUGCAAUCGAAACUACACGGAACUGAGCCAGAUAAUUAAUACCAAAGAUCUAAUCAACUGUACAGAAUAUAUUCGUGUGCCAAAAGGCUACAGCAUUACGAUAUACGUUUUGUCUUUGGAUUUUGACAGAGUAAAUGUUAAUUACUUCAACGUGACGGAUCUUAAUUCAAACAAGACUAUUUUUACCACUUCUCACGUCCAAUGGGAAACCGUAGCCAGGAUUACGACUACCAACGAGUUGCGUCUUGAUAGCCGUGGAGUAAUGUCCCUCCAGUUCUUCUACUUUUCCACUAGCAACCAAUUUCCCAGCGGCUGUGGUGGUGAGCUCGCGGUGCAUGGUUCGAUGGGAAGUUACUUGGAGAAUCCCUCCUACGAAGGCCGCAAUAGUUCAUUGUGUAGUUGGUCUAUAACUGUACCCGCAGGCGGUAACCUACGAUUUAGUUUCCAAGAAUUCAACAUGGGCUCGGAAACCAACUGUGGUCUGGACAAUAUUCGAUUUUAUGGCAACUAUAUUGACGGCCGCAGACUUGAAAAAACCCUCUGUGGAUCAAAAAUUCCAAAUUAUUUUAGCAUAGCCAAUAAUAACGUUACUGUCAUUGCAAAAAAGUCGCCCAAUUUUGAUGGAUUAGGUUUCAAAAUGGAUAUUAAUCAUAUAGAUUGAAAGGUGCGAGGUUUUCAAUAAUUUCUUUAUUUUAUCAAUACAAGUAAUUCAAGUAGCUAAUAAAGUACGUGGUUUAAUACUUAUAUUCACAAGUAACCAGAUAUUGAUUUAACGGUUUUAAGUCUUGAAUUCGACUAAUUAAAAAUAUAAUGAAACAUAACAAUUUACAAUAUAAUACUUUUUUAAUGUAAUUUUAAAAUUCGGAAGUAAAGGUACAUAUAUAAGCAGUAAGAAAGUUGAAAUAAACUUUUAAGAUCUACAAAAAAAUUUAAAUAAAAAUGAAAUAAUGUUGCUGACUUCGCUGUGCAAGGAUGUAAUGUACCCCCGUAUGAAAAAAAGAAAAAACUUUAUGUACUUUGGCCAGUUUUUCUUACUGAUGAAUGAACUAAAAUUUGGACACAGUGAAAAAGCUCUUGUGUAAGAUUAAAUAAUUAAACUGAAAUAACUUUUUUUAUCAUUGUUACAUUUUAAAGUAAUGUAAAUAAAGAAAGCAAUACU
Molecule: messenger RNA, 11446 nt
Organism: Drosophila rhopaloa
Lineage: Eukaryota; Metazoa; Arthropoda; Insecta; Diptera; Drosophilidae
Product: cubilin homolog
Exons: 17
Coding region: 125-10948 (3607 amino acids)
Biological process (GO): negative regulation of inflammatory response
Molecular function (GO): calcium ion binding
Source: RefSeq, a predicted model, not a curated record